AUGCACACUCCGUGCGCGCGCGCCGUGGUGGGCCGCUAUUCUUCGCACCCCCCGGUGCUCACACUGCUGUUGCUGGUGCUGCUGUGCUGUACCGCCGGGUGCCUUGCCACUAUUCCCCACCACUCCAUGUACGGUGAGACAAGUCAGAAGAACAGGCCAACUGGGGUGGUGCGGGAGAUACCCCGCAGAGGGCAGGGCGCCGUGCAGGCAUACACCACCAGUGCGGCCAUCGACUCCAGCGACUCCAAAGAUAACAAGAACUUUGAACCUAUCCGCAUCAAGGCAUACACGAGGGACCUGAACGACCCCUCAAAGUACUGCACAAGGGCGGGUGAUUACUGCGAUACACCCAGUUAUAAUAGGCAAUACUGCCAUCACAGUAGUGUGCUAACAGUGAGGAAGAGAAAAAUAUUGGUGGAGUGGUCUAUUCCCGCGGCAAUUAAACUCCACACGGACCGUCUCCUUGUGCAUCGAGCUGAAGGUAUUGUUAAACUUCGAAGAGAAGAUGUUCGUGGACAAUGCGGCUGGUACAACAUCCCCGAGGAGCACUAUACUGAGGGUUUGGGAGAUGCCGAUUUGCACGUUUACGUCAGCGCCGCAGCGUCAGACAGCUACUCGAGGGAGUUUACUUGCCAGAGGUUGAAGAAUCACCGUCCAAUUGCUGUUGCCAUCAACUUGGAACCCACUUCUGUGCUGGCCACUGAGCAUCAUAUACGUACAGUUGCACAUGAAAUUGCACAUGGUCUUGGUUUUGAUGGCACGACGUUUGCUCAUCUCAAGAUGAUUUCUGCCGUUGAAAACGAUGUGCGGGGCAAGCCCCACGUGUUUCUGGUAGUGUCUCCUAAGGCAAAAGAAGUAGCACAAAAGUACUACAACUGCAGCAAGGCCCCUGGCCUGGAGUUGGAGGACCAGGGUAACAGUGCUCUAUCGCACUUUGAAAUGCGCAACGUUCGGGGUGAGCUGAUGUCACCUAAAGCCCCUGGAGGAGGAUCCUACAGCGCACUGACACUAGCAGUUUUUGAUGACAUGCCAUUUUACAAGGCAAAUUCCUUGGUAAGGAUGUGCUACCUUAUCGUGGUACCGAGGUUAAGUACUUGA
Molecule: messenger RNA, 1098 nt
Organism: Trypanosoma theileri
Lineage: Eukaryota; Euglenozoa; Kinetoplastea; Trypanosomatida; Trypanosomatidae
Product: leishmanolysin
Exons: 1
Coding region: 1-1098 (365 amino acids)
Biological process (GO): cell adhesion; proteolysis
Cellular component (GO): cytoplasm; membrane
Molecular function (GO): metalloendopeptidase activity
Source: RefSeq, a predicted model, not a curated record